UGCUGCUCGUGUCUGUAUAUUUCUUUAUAUGAAUGACAUGUCAGUUUAUCAAGCUUAUAAAAUUUCAUAUACAUAUUGUAUUAAUCAUAGACGUCACCAUAAGUUGACGCCAGAUGUCGCAAAGAUCGUUUACAGAAUUAUCAGAAUUUCGAUAAUUGUUUUUAAAAUAGACAUAUAAAAAUUACUCGCUUGUGAAGCUAAUAUAAAAGGCAAAUCAUACGUUUAGGAAACCUUAUCAAUAAAGAAUAAAAACGAUAAGAGAGUGUUAAUUAAUUUAACUUGAUUAUCUUCAAAGGAUAAUGAGCUUUGUAUAAGAGGCAGCUUCUUUAGAAAAUUAUCUCACAUUACACUUGGAUUUUUCAUCGGGGAAACAUGUCAAAUAUGUCUCGUGUUAUUGUCCUCUUCUUACUCGCCGCCAUUGUUUGUGUCAGCUUCAUCGACGCGGGCAUAAUCUGUCCACCGAACCAAGUGUUCAAAUUUUGUGGUACCGCGUGCGAGCCUCGAUGUGGAAGACCACCGCCACCAAAUUGUAUCGCUAAAUGCGUGACGGACUGUCAAUGCAUCGACGGAUACGUGAGGAAUUCCUUGAACGAAUGCGUCUUGCCGAACGAAUGUUGAAAUUAUCUGUUACUUGUUAAUUCGUCGAACGAACUCUGUGCCGAUGAUUAAAAAAAAAAAAA
Molecule: messenger RNA, 680 nt
Organism: Heterotrigona itama
Lineage: Eukaryota; Metazoa; Arthropoda; Insecta; Hymenoptera; Apidae
Source: the annotation of a GenBank genome assembly